Messenger RNA from Nilaparvata lugens (brown planthopper), 847 nucleotides. RefSeq lists its product as uncharacterized. The transcript has 3 exons. The record is from RefSeq and is a predicted model, not a curated record. NCBI's taxonomy places the organism in Eukaryota, Metazoa, Arthropoda, Insecta, Hemiptera, Delphacidae. The coding region runs from base 47 to 667 and encodes 206 amino acids.
GACCACCUUCUCAGUUCUAUCUUUUCAGUUUAGUUUGACUUUAACCAUGCCUCGCUGCGGACCGGUUUUUAAAAAAAUGCGACAUGGUUUUGCCAAAAAAAAGUCGGUACCUCUUGCGCUAUCGUCUCCUCUUCCAUCGGAUUCACGUUCUAGUGCUAAAAUUGAGUUGCCAGAAGACGAAAAACGAUUAGUAGAUAACUACAAAUCCCAAAAAUCGGAGGAAAGGAGGAGUAGAUUCCGCACUGGAGGGGGGCCCACAUCACCACCGAAAGUUGAGGAUCCCUGGUUACCAAUUGAAAAUAUUCCGGACGACGAUGACGACUUCAAUGACUAUAAUAGCGAUCAUGAUGAAACUGAGGUGCUGGAGGGUAUGAGGUCAGCAAGCCCAAAGCCUGAUACUCCGGGAUCUGCAACUGGAUCCGCUCAACCACGCAUCAAACGUGUCUCAUCCAAUGCAGACAAGUUCCACAAGAAGAAAAUGGAGUACCUUGAAGAGGAACAUAAACUUAGAUUGACUGUCAUCAAUGAAGAACAUAGGGCUAAAAUGGAAGCCAUUGAGAAGGAGAAAAAAUAUUGGACUUUGAUGGAGGCCAAUGCCCAGAAACAAAUGUCUUUUCAAAGGGAAAACUCUCACAGCUCUAUUGAGCAAAAAACGUUGGGUUACUAAGUGGAAGCAUUGAACAUAAUUGAAUGCCUGGUUAUCAAGGGCAAAAACUUUUGUUUGAUAAAAUUAUUGGUAAUUAUUUCACUUCAAGAUUACUUUCAUAUUCUUUUCUCAAUUUGUCAUUAUCAUUAUCACUUAUUUAUCAUUUUAUAAUAUCCAAUAAAAUAGAUUCAUACUUGAACA